Messenger RNA from Vespa velutina, 1028 nucleotides. RefSeq names its product mitotic spindle assembly checkpoint protein MAD1-like. The coding region runs from base 1 to 822 and encodes 273 amino acids. The record is from RefSeq and is a predicted model, not a curated record. The transcript has 4 exons. NCBI's taxonomy places the organism in Eukaryota, Metazoa, Arthropoda, Insecta, Hymenoptera, Vespidae.
AUGCACAAUCAUUCAUAUUUUAGUCAUGCUGAUGAUCGCGUUAAUUUAUAUUCAUUUCAAUUGAAUUGUAAGAAACAUAGGGAUGUUCGAUUAGUUGAAAAUGGUCCAUCUUGUCAUGCGAAAAAUGCGAAAAAAACUAUCGAGAAAGCUAGCAGCAUUGCUCAGAAAGCUGCAGAGGAAGCUAAAGCUGCCUCAGAAGCUCAAAAUAUGGCUGGUCAGCAGGCAGCACGUCAAGUGAAAGCACAAUUGGCAGAGAAGGCAUUGCAAGCUGCAAGAGCUGCUGAGACAGCAUUGUCGGGGAAAGAAGCAAUGGUUCAGCAAUUAGAAGAAGAAGUGAAGGAAUCUCAAACAGUCGUUCAAGAAGAAAUGGAGUCUCUACAGCAAGCGAAAUCUAACAUUAACGCUGCCAUCGAAGCUGCCAAAGAGUCACAAGAUCAGGUGAAAAUACUCACACGCGCGAUGCAAACGGCGAAGGGAAACGCAGCGAAUUCCAAAUCGGCGGCAGACGGUGCCCAAAAGUCAUUACAUGAGAAGGAAGAAUUACUCGAGGCGGCAAAGAGACGUCUCGAGGAACUGACCAACGAAUUACGAAUUGCUAAGCAAGAUUUAGCAAAUACAAAUCGUGCUGCGGCCCAAGCAAAUGAGGCAGCUCACGAAGCGAAGGCCAAUGCAAAUCGCAACAAAAGGAAGUCGUUGUUACGCUCGAGAUCCUCCGAGAAUUCAAACCGGAAGUAUCGACAAACUGGAAAAAAUAAAAUAGAAAGGAGAAGAAGAAGAAGAAGAAGAAGAAGAAGAAGAAGAAGGAGAAGGAAGUUAACUUGAAAGCAAAGUGACGUUUCUUUUUCUUUUCUCAAAUCCCUAAUAUAGAUUAUAGAUAAAAAGAGCACUACAUUUAGUUUCUAAUUGCCACUGCCCGACGACCUGUUUUUUUUUUCUUCCUUUUUUCUUUUUUCUUUUUCUUUUUUUUUUCUUUUUCUUUUUCUUUUUUUUUCUUUUUUUUUCUUUUUUCCUUUUAUAAUAAUAUUUAU